UCACCCAAAUUCUGACCUUCUUAUUCAUUCCAAUCCCCAUUGCUUUUUCAAUAUAAGAAAUACUUUGUUUUGGCUUUUCUUUUUAAGUUUUCUAUAAUUUGAAGCAAACUCAGACAGACUAGACCCCAACCAGACUACCUUCAUAAGUUGUAACUACAAGCUCUCUUGCUGAAGCUCCUUCAUCUCCAUGGCUACCAAAUCCUGGAUUCUGCAAAUCUUGUCCUUCAUCCCCUUGUUGCUCCCUGUAACUUAUUCUCUUGACUUCAACUUUCAUGCUGUUUUCAACUUUGGAGAUUCCAAUUCUGACACUGGUGCUCUCAUUGCUGCUGCCAUUGAACACAUUGAUCCCCCUUUUGGACAGAGUUAUUUCCGCAAACCAUCUGGGAGAUACAGUGAUGGCCGUCUCAUUGUUGAUUUUCUUAUGGAUGCAAUGGAUUUGCCUUUUCUGAAUGCAUAUCUGGAUUCAAUUGGCACUCCAAGUUUCCAAAAAGGAUGCAAUUUUGCAGUUGCAGGAUCAACUAUACUUCCAGCGAAUCCAACAUCGGUUAGUCCAUUUUCAUUGUGGUAUCAGGUGAAUCAUUUGAUUCGUUUGAAGCAUCGCGCUCUCGAGUUGCCAGCUAAAGGUAAAAAAUAUAACAAGUUCAUUCCACUGGAAGACUAUUUCACCAAGGGGCUUUACAUGCUCGACAUAGGCCAGAAUGAUCUUGCAACUGCAUUUUAUUCCAAAACAUUAGAUCAAAUUCUUGCCUCCAUUCCAAGAAUUUUAGCAGAAUUUGAGACUGGCAUAAAGAGGCUAUACGAUGAAGGGGCUAGAAAUUUUUGGAUUCACAACACAGGACCACUUGGUUGCUUAACUCAAAAUGUUGCUAAAUUUGGGACUGUUCCAUCAAAGCUUGAUGAGCGAGGAUGUGUAAGUGAACAUAACCAAGCUGCGAAAUUUUUCAAUACCCACCUUCACGCUCUCUGUAAGAAACUGCAAGGCGAUUUCCCAGACUCGGACAUCACAUAUGUUGAUAUAUACACAAUAAAAUUAAACCUCAUUGCAAAUUUUUCGCGAUAUGGUUUCGAGCAACCUAUAAUGGCAUGCUGCGGACUUGGAGGUCCACCAUUGAACUAUGACAGUAGGAUUUCUUGUGGACAGACAAAAGUUAUAAAUGGGAGCUCAGUGACGGCCAAAGCAUGUCCAGACAGCACUGAGUAUGUGAGUUGGGAUGGAAUUCAUUACACAGAAGCUGCAAAUCAAUAUGUUUCAUCGCAGAUUCUCACUGGGAAAUAUUCUGAUCCACCUUUCUCAGAUAAAAUGCCUUUCCUUCUUAAACUCAAGUUCUGAAGACAUGUUGUGGUAGUUUCAGAAACUAUCUUAUUUAUCCUAUGGAUUUCAAUCUAAACUUGCCAAGUUAUUUAUCAAUAUUAAGUAUUAACUAGUCA
Mangifera indica (mango) is the source of this 1428-nucleotide messenger RNA. RefSeq names its product GDSL esterase/lipase At1g54790-like. The transcript has 5 exons. The coding region runs from base 188 to 1330 and encodes 380 amino acids. NCBI's taxonomy places the organism in Eukaryota, Viridiplantae, Streptophyta, Magnoliopsida, Sapindales, Anacardiaceae. The record is from RefSeq and is a predicted model, not a curated record. Gene Ontology annotation, molecular function: hydrolase activity, acting on ester bonds.